Oxyura jamaicensis (ruddy duck) is the source of this 349-nucleotide messenger RNA. RefSeq names its product mediator complex subunit 11 (gene MED11). Gene Ontology annotation, molecular function: transcription coregulator activity. NCBI's taxonomy places the organism in Eukaryota, Metazoa, Chordata, Aves, Anseriformes, Anatidae. Gene Ontology annotation, cellular component: mediator complex. Gene Ontology annotation, biological process: regulation of transcription by RNA polymerase II. The annotation marks the transcript as partial. The transcript is spliced from 2 exons. The record is from RefSeq and is a predicted model, not a curated record.
GGCGGCCCCGCAGGCACGGUGAUCCUGGAGCUGUCGAAGGAGAAGGCGGCCGAGCGGCUGCUGGAGCGCCAGGCCGCGCAGUUCGGCGCCGCCGUGCUCAAGGUGGAGGCCGAGCUCUCGGCGCAGAUCCGCUACCUCACGCAGGUGGCCACGGGGCAGCCCCACGAGGGCUCGAGCUACGCGGCGCGCAAGGGCUGCCAGCUGGCGCUGAACCGCCUCGAGUACGCCCGCAGGAGGCUGGGCGAGCUGGCCAGGGGCUGCCAGCAGCUGCUGGAGGCGUAGGGACACGGCCAGGGGCAGCGGGACGUCGGGGGACGUCGGGGGACAUCGGGGGAAACCGGGACGUGCG